AUGAUGAAUAAACUCAAGAACUUGUUGUUCAAGAAUCGAGGCGAAAAGACGAGCUCGAGCGAGAACUCGUUUGACGAGAUUCACGAUCUCAACGAAAAAGCAGCUUAUGAAUUCCACCGUAGACUGUAUCUCGACGAUUGCGAAAUAGAUCAAAAGGAGUUGGAGUUGAACUUCGACAAAAAUGGAGCAUCAAGGCCAAACCCAUUCGACCAAAACUCGUCCCUUUUGAUCCAAGAAAUCAUCCACGAUGAUUACGCUGGUAUCCACGUUGAAGAUGACUCGCGUUAUCAUGAAGUCAGAGGCGCCGUUCCGAGCUGGGAUGAUUUCAGCAUGCCUCAAGCCACCAUCAGAGCAUGGACUAUAGGAUUGAUCUUGACUACAAUUGGCUCGGCAAUGAAUAUGUAUUUUUCACUUCACUCACCUGCAAUUAGAAUCACCACUAUGGUUAUUUCGAUCACGGCCUACCCUUUGGGUAGACUUUGGGCUUGGUGCGUGCCGGAUUGGAGCAUUUGGGGACUCAAACUCAAUCCAGGUCCAUUCAACGUCAAAGAGCACGCUGUAAUCACGAUCAUGGCCAACGCUUCAUUCAGCGGCGGAGCAGCUUACGCCACCGACAUUUUGGUUACAAUGAACAAAUUUUACAAUGUCGAUUUCGGUCUCGGGUUUGCCAUUGUUGCCAUUCUUUCAACAAACAUGAUUGGUUUCUCCAUGGGUGGCUUGAUUAGAAAAUUUGUUGUUGAUAGUCCGUCUGCGAUUUGGCCUUCCAACUUGGUCACUUGUACAUUCUUAACAAACAUGCACAUAAACGAAAACCAUCCAGUCAACGGUUGGCACGUCUCGCGUCUCAAGUUUUUUUUAGUCAUUUCCAUUGGCAGCUUUAUUUAUUAUUGGUUCCCCGGUUACAUUUUCCGAGCAUUGAGUUAUUUCAGUUGGUUAACUUGGAUUCGUCCAAGAGACGUUACCGUCAAUCAAAUCUUUGGAUCUAGUUCGGGGUUGGGUAUGAUUCCCAACAUGAUUGCAUUGGACUGGAACCAAAUUGCCGGUUACGUUGGUUCGCCAUUGAUUCCGCCAGCAGGAACCAUCGCUACUGUGUUCCUUUCGAUGAUUCUAAUUUUCUGGAUUAUCACGCCCAUCGUCUCAUUCACAAAUACUUGGUACGGUGACUAUGUUCCUAUAUCUUCACCCGGCUCCUUUGAUAGGUAUCAAAACCCGUACAAUGUCAGCAGAAUCGUCGAUACAAAAACAUUGACGUUUAUCGAAGAGGAGUACAAGAAAUACUCACCUUUGUUCUUGUCCACCACUUUUGCAAUUUCAUACGGGUUGUCAUUUGCAUCAAUCACCGCCACGGUUAUGCACACCAUCUUGUUCCACGGUAAAGAAGUGCUCGACCAAAUCCGGGUCAAAGAAACCCCAGAUGUCCACAACAGAUUGAUGGCACGUUACAAAAAAGUGCCAGAAUGGUGGUUUUUGAUUGCAUUCUUGAUCUUCUUUACGUUGUCGAUUGUGACCAUCAGGUGCUGGGACACCGAAAUGCCAGUUUGGGCACUAAUCGUUGCACUUCUCAUUGCCUUUGUCUUUUUGCUCCCCGUUGCAAUCAUAUUCGCCAGAACCAAUAUCUUGGUCGGCUUAAACGUUCUCAGUGAGUUUAUCGUCGGCUACAUGGUCCCCAAGAAACCCCUAGCUUGUCUCUUUUUCAAGACCUUUGGUUACAUCUCCAAUGCGCAAGCGGUCACUUUUGCACUGGACAUGAAGUUGGGCCACUAUAUGAAAAUUGCCCCCUAUAACAUGUUUUUUGCGCAGUUUGUAGCUGCAACGUGGUCCUGUCUUGUUCAGAUUGCCGUGUUAAAAUGGGCUUACGGGGCAGUCGAGGGGUUGUGUACGCCGCACCAGCGCAACGGCUAUGUCUGUCCUGGAGCUAGGGUGUUUUUCAAUGCCUCCAUCAUCUGGGGUGCCAUUGGACCACAGCGUCAGUUCUCGCACGGACAAAUAUAUUACGGGUUAUUGUUUUUUUUCAUUGUUGGGUUGAUUCUUCCCAUCAUCAACUGGUUGAUUUUGAGAAAAUGGCCAAAGAGCGUGGUGAGAUAUUUACAUUGGCCCGUGUUCUUUUCCGGUACCGGGUUCAUUCCUCCCGCGACCCCGUUCAAUUAUACCUCAUAUUGCAUCGUCGGGUUGGUGUUUGGAUGGUGGAUCAAGAGAAAGUACUUUCACUGGUGGACCAAAUACAACUAUUCCUUAUCAGCCGGUUUGGACGUUGGUUUGGCUUGGAGUUCGUUGAUAAUUUCCCUCGCUAUGGGUUUGACCAAUACAUCAUUUCCAAGCUGGUGGGGCAACGACGUGGUUACAAGCACGGCUGAUUAUGACACCAUGAGCAACAUCAGAAAGCUCUUGGAACCCGGUGAAGCUUUUGGUCCAUCGAGUUGGUAG
Lodderomyces beijingensis is the source of this 2424-nucleotide messenger RNA. The record is from the annotation of a GenBank genome assembly. NCBI's taxonomy places the organism in Eukaryota, Fungi, Ascomycota, Pichiomycetes, Serinales, Debaryomycetaceae.